AUGAGUGACUCUAAGAAAGAAUCAUCUGGAACAGAAGGAGGGAAAGCAUCAAAAAAGAGCAAAAGUUCUGGAUCUCAGGAUUCCUCCCAGCCCUCUCCGUUGGCUCUGCUCGCUGCCACCUGCAGUAAGAUCGGGGGACAAGGGGGAACAGAGGGGGCUCAGACCCAGGUCCAGGCUGGUCAGAUCCAGCUGCAGGCUGGUCAGCUCCAGGGUCAGAUAGUGUUGGACGCAGCUGGAGCCCAGACACUGGUGCCCCAGCAGCUGGAACUGGUCCCAGCCCAGUUUACAGGCAACGGCUGGCAGAUCAUUGCAGCGGCCCCAGCUAUGGCAAAGGAAAACAACAGUCAGUCUGUGGCUGUAACACUGGCCCCCACCAUGGUCAAUGACAGCUCUCCGAGUGGGCGCAAGGUAAAGGCAAUUGGAGGGACCAACAGUGCAGCAAUUGGCCAGCAGCAGCAAUUUCAGAUAAUUCAGGUUCAGAAUCUGCCCAAUGCUGGUAGUGGGGUGCAGUAUCAAGUUAUCCCGCACUUGCAGACUGCCGAUGGACAGCAGAUUCACAUCAGCUCAGCCCAGCCCACCUCUAUUGGAUCGUUACAAGAUCAGGUUCAACUUAUACCGACUCAAAGCCCUGGCCAGACCCAGACCAUUCUGCAACCUUCUACCCAACAGACCAUUUUGACAAGUACAGCCAAUCAAACUGUCCCACUCCAGAUUCGCCCCGCUCAGUCUUUCCCAAUCCAGCUCCAAACUAUACAGGGCUCCCAAACCCCUGUGAUGACUACAGUACCAAUAAACCUGGGAGGCAUGACCCUAGCUUUACCUGUCAUUAAUAAUAUGGGCACCACUGGGGCCGUGCAGUUAAUUCAAGCUGCGGACGGCACAAUAUCUGUUGCCAACAGUAAUCAGUUGGUGGCAACAGCCGUGUCAGGGAUGACCCCAGCUGCCCCAGCAGGAACUGUUAGCGAGGGGGACACGUCUGACGGGACACAAGUAGUGUCUGAGGGAGGGACUGACAUCCAAGCACAAGGCAGUGAAGUGGACUCUCAGAGCCAGGCCAAUGGGCUGCAGAAUCAGGCUGACUCCACAGGAGGCAUCCAACAAGUGAUUGUGGGCCAAGUUGGACACCAGCUGGUUCAGCAGAUCCAGCUGCAGCCCCAGACUCAGGGGCAACCCCAAGGCCAGCAGUCACAAGCUCAGCAUAUUCAGACAGUGCAGCUGGCCCCGGGACAAACACUGCAGCCCUUCCAGGCUUUCCAAAACUCUGCCCAGGUCCUCAUACGGACACCCACGCUGUCGCCCUCAGGACAGAUUACCUGGCAGACCCUGCAGCUGCCUGGAGGAGUUUCACUGCAAGGAGGGCUGGGAACGGCUGUACCUCAGCAGCUCACACUGGCCCCAAUGGCCGGUGGCACUGCGGUUGGUGGCGGUGGCCUGGUUUCCCUCAGUGGAGCCCCUCUCACUCUGAGUGCUGCUCAGAUUAACCCGGGCUCUGGGGUUCAGACUGUCAGCAUCGCUGGACUAGGCACUGCAGGGGUCCAGGUUCAGGGUGUCCCCCUCACCAUCACAGGUCUACAGAGUCAACCUCAAAGCCAAGAUGGAGUCAAGGUCCAACCAUCUCAAGUGACCGUCACUGUUGGCAACAUGGCAUCAGUGUCAUCCAUGAGCCCAGACCAGUUGGGCUCUGUUCAAAGCUCCUCAGACCAGGAGGGAGUGCCUAGUAAGAGGCUUCGCCGAGUGGCCUGCUCCUGUCCCAACUGCAGGGACGGGGAGGGAAGGAAUAGUGGAGAUUCCUCAAAGAAAAAGCAGCACAUCUGUCACAUGGAGGGCUGUGGGAAAGUGUAUGGGAAAACGUCCCACCUUCGAGCACAUUUACGGUGGCACACAGGCGAGAGGCCUUUUGUUUGUAAUUGGAUUUUUUGUGGUAAGCGAUUUACAAGAAGCGAUGAGCUACAAAGACACAGAAGAACACACACAGGUGAAAAGAGAUUUGAGUGUCCAGAGUGCUCCAAACGCUUCAUGCGAAGUGACCACCUGUCCAAGCACAUCAAGACCCACCAGAACAAGAAAGGCGGCGCGGCAGUGGCCAUUAUCACUACUGAAGACCUGGAGGAGGAUGUUGCUGAGGGCUUGGCCUCAUCUCCACAAAUUGUUGCCGUGGGAACUCUGAAUCGAGACUCUGACCCCGCCACACCCACAACCUCCAAUCACCUGGAGGACGACGAAGAGGAUGAGGAAGCGGCCGACUCCUGCUUGUACACAGAAGGCUAA
Molecule: messenger RNA, 2268 nt
Organism: Knipowitschia caucasica
Lineage: Eukaryota; Metazoa; Chordata; Actinopteri; Gobiiformes; Gobiidae
Source: the annotation of a GenBank genome assembly